Seriola dumerili (greater amberjack) is the source of this 1520-nucleotide messenger RNA. RefSeq names its product transcription factor MafA-like (gene nrl). Lineage: Eukaryota; Metazoa; Chordata; Actinopteri; Carangiformes; Carangidae. The record is from RefSeq and is a predicted model, not a curated record. Gene Ontology annotation, biological process: regulation of transcription by RNA polymerase II. Gene Ontology annotation, molecular function: RNA polymerase II cis-regulatory region sequence-specific DNA binding; DNA-binding transcription factor activity, RNA polymerase II-specific. The transcript is spliced from 4 exons. Gene Ontology annotation, cellular component: nucleus. The annotation marks the transcript as partial.
GCUGCACCGAGGCGGAGGAGUGGACCUUCCAGCGAUCCUGACACACGGAAAAACCCUGUUGAAGCUCCAGCAGCAGCAGCAGCAGCAGCAGCAGCAGCCGACACACUGUCCUCUCCUUCCCUCCCCAUGCCCUCGCUCCCCCCCAGCCCUCUGGCCAUGGAGUACCUGAAUGACUUUGACCUCCUCAAGUUUGAGGUGAAAUCUGACACUCCUCCACUCCCUCCUCCGUGUGCGUAUCCCAAAUCUGGCCUCCCCCACGACCCCUCCAGCUCUCCGUACACCAGCCACCCUCCGCAGGACUCCAGCCUGAGCUCCAGCCCUUACAACUCGCUGCCACCCUCGCCGACACUCAGCGACGCCCACCCGCCUCCUUCGGGCUCUUCCUCCCUCUCUUCGUCAUCCUCCUCCAUCUCCUUCCCCCUCUCCAUCUCCAACAGCUUUACCUCUGGCAUCAGCUCCGGCUCCCAGGGGAACGUGGAGGGCAGCCCGGCCCACGGGGGACCUCAGGGUCCCACCCCGGCUUCGCUGGAGGACCUGAUCUGGCUGGCAGCCCUGCAGCAACAGUUUGGAGGGGAGGUGACGGGGCCUGCCACUCUGCUGGGGGCCUUGGGAGGAGUACCAGAGAGAGGGGACAGAGAGAGGGGGCCGGUGAACGGCUUUCUGGGCUGUGAGGACGCUGUGGAGGCGUUGCUGAACUCAGCUGCUGCAGCUGUCAGCUCACAGUUCCCAGGUCUUUCUCAGAGCUCGAGCAGCAACCUGGGAGACUCCAGCAGCGACAGCGGUGCAGACAUCUCCUGCACCAAGGGGGCGGACAUGUGCCAUCGCCCUCUCGUCUUCCUCUCGUCGGGCCCCGGCUCGCUCCCCAACGCCGCCCCGGCCUCGGCCCCCUACCCGCAGCCUCUCAGCCCCCAGGGCCGCCUUCAUCACCACCAGCACCACCAUCAUCAGCACCACCCGCACCACCCCAUGCACGGCAACCAUCACCACCAUCACCACCCUCAAGUUAAUCAGUGCGGGGUGAACGAGCGCUUCUCUGACGAGCAGCUGGUGAGCCUGUCGGUGCGCGAGCUCAACCGACACCUGCGCGGCGUGAGUAAGGACGAGGUGGUGCGCCUGAAGCAGAAACGCCGCACGCUAAAGAACCGCGGCUACGCGCAGUCCUGCCGCUACAAGCGCUUACAGCACCGCCACGCUCUGGAGUCAGAGAAACAUGUGCUCACACAACAGUUGGAACAGCUACAGUGUGAGCUGACUCGAGUGCUGAGGGAGAGAGACGCCUACAAGGCUCGCUACGAGAAGCUCCUCAGCACGAACCACGGCACCGGCGCCGACGCCCCACCGACCCGCACCAGCAACCCACCUUCCCCGCCCCCUGACUACUUCCUCUGAGUUUUACCCAUUAAGAGAGGGGGAGGGGGGAUAAAACAAAAAACAAGCCCAGCCAACAUGGAGCAAUCAGUGAUGAAUAAUCAGACUUGGGGAAGCAAAGAAGGACGUGUAUGUGUGUGUGUGUGUGUGUG